Knipowitschia caucasica is the source of this 222-nucleotide messenger RNA. The record is from the annotation of a GenBank genome assembly. Lineage: Eukaryota; Metazoa; Chordata; Actinopteri; Gobiiformes; Gobiidae.
AUGAAAGUGCUGAGUCCUGUUGUGACAGGGUACAAGUAUCAUCACUACACUCUCAGUGCACCUUCUCCUCUCCCUGACACACUCCCUCUGUCUGGUGUGAAACAGAGCUCGGGUCCUCCAGGCGGUCUGAAGGCCAACAGUUCUGUGCAGCAUCUGGGGCCUGCUGGGGACAAAGCCAUACCAGCACGGCCAAUCCAAACCGCUGCAUUGCCUGGGCCCUGA